UGUUGCUACCGAUACUACUGCUUCUGCUUCUUCUGCUGCAGUUGCUGCGGGCCGAAAUGUCCGUGAUUGAAGACAUGGAGAGUUGACACGGUCGGAUGAGAAGUUCUCGUAUCGCUGUCGCCUAUGCAGUCGCGGUCGCGGUCGCACUUGCACUUGCACUUGAUUCGGACGAGAGAAGGAGCAUGGUAGAGAUUCGCGCCAGAGGCAGAGGCAGGGAAGGCAGCAUGCCGAGUCCAGUACUGUCGGGUAGUGAGUGGAAGGUGAAGUUGGGGUGGGUGGGUGUGCCAGUGCCAGUGCCAGCAGGUGUUUACCACCCAAGGAAGCCCUGCGCGGGAAGGAGGGAUGGGCGGGUGGGCGUGCUGUACAUGCGGGCGGGCUCCCAGGAAGAACCAGACGGGCAGGGCUGUUCAGAGGGGAACGGCAGGGCUGCAAACAACGACUGGUGCGAGUUCAGGAGGUUUAGCGCGCCGAGGUAAAGUCACCUCUCACUACCUAAGGUACGGAGUACGGCAUUCGCACCGCGCCAGGCAAGAUCGGACGGGACACAAACACGCUAUGAUCGCCAAAAAUGGCAGCA
Molecule: messenger RNA, 577 nt
Organism: Lasiosphaeria miniovina
Lineage: Eukaryota; Fungi; Ascomycota; Sordariomycetes; Sordariales; Lasiosphaeriaceae
Exons: 1
Coding region: 96-476 (126 amino acids)
Source: RefSeq, a predicted model, not a curated record